Molecule: messenger RNA, 999 nt
Organism: Lolium rigidum
Lineage: Eukaryota; Viridiplantae; Streptophyta; Magnoliopsida; Poales; Poaceae
Product: CASP-like protein 2B1
Exons: 1
Coding region: 71-658 (195 amino acids)
Source: RefSeq, a predicted model, not a curated record
GAGCCUAGCUCCACGACGCGCACAUACAGACACAGUCACGGUCUCACGGACGCUCGCGCGCGCGUCACUCAUGGCGGCCAUGGCGGGCACGGCGGAGAGGAAGCUGAAGGUGUGGGAGCUGGUGCUCCGGUGCCUCGUCCUCGGCCUCGGCGCGGCGGCGGCGGCGCUGGUGGCCACGGACAGCCAGACGCAGACCUUCUUCUCCAUGGAGCGGCGGGCCAGGUUCACGGACAUGAAGGCGCUGGUGCUCCUGGUGGCCGCCAACGGCGCCGCCGCCGGGUACAGCCUGCUGCAGGCGGGGCGGUGCGCUGUGGCGAUGGCGCGCGGCGGCGGCGGUGCGCUGGCCCUGAGCAGCAGGGCGCUGGCCUGGGCCGUCUUCUCCGGCGACCAGCUGCUGGCGUACGCGAUGCUGGCCGCGACGGCGGCCGCGCUGCAGUCGUCGCUGCUCGGGAAGCUCGGCCAGCCGGAGCUGCAGUGGAUGGGCAUCUGCGGCCUCUACGGCGCCUUCUGCAGGCAGGUCAGCGUCGCCCUCGCCUGCGCCGUCGUCGCGGUCCUCGCCACCGUGCUCCUCGCCUCCUUCUCCGCGUUCAACCUCUUCCGGCUCUACGGCGGCGGCUGUAAGGGGAGCAGCCAUGCUAGGAACGGCGCCACGUGGUAAGUCUAGGAAGCCCAUCCUAGCCAGUGAAGUAAGAGCAAGCUGUUGCGCCGCACCGCCUCGAUCUUCUUGGUGUAAAUUGUAACCCAUCGAUCGAUCUUAGCAACUACUUCAGAGUUCAGUGGAUCAUUGAAAUCUGAAGAACAAGCUGAAGAGUGAAGGCGUCGAUCCAAAAGCAAUGCUGCUCCUAGCUUAGGACUCCGGAUAUUGAUGGUGUGCUCGAAAUUACGCACUUCAAAUCCUAGUCUCUCUACAUUCAGUAAAAACCUUUACUGGCUUGGACAUUCGGAUAAAAAUAAAGCCAGUUGCUUAUUACUACUCCUCAACUGUGUAUGCAUGGCUCG